AUGGCGUCGGGGCCGGGGCCAAGGUCGGCGGGGGCGAUGGUGGCGGGAGGCCAGGAGCUGUGGCGUUAUUGCACGAAGUGGGCCGGUGGCGGGUCGUCGGCGGCAUCCAGGCACCAGGCGUUGGGCGCGCGGGUAUGGGCGUGGGCUCUAGGAUUGCACCAGAAGGCUUGGAAGCGAAGGCAGGGGAGCGGCGCGGGCGUGGGAGAGGUUUUGUGCAUCGCGGGGGAGCAGCACGGCGGUGGGGCAGUCCGGCGACCGCCUGGACCCUAUCGCGGGGCGGACUACUUCGGCGCGGGCCUCACCUCAUGCGUCGCAAGGUUGCCAGCGCGGGAGCUGCGCAGCGAGGGCGCGUUGGCGGUGGCGGCGGCGCAGGGCGAGAUCCAGAAGAUGGUGGAGGCCCCGCUAGAUUGUUGGCCCGGGUGGGAGUUCUUCAAGGAGGCCGGCGACGGGUCGAUCGUCGCCGAGCAGAUGAUGAACAUGUCUGGGUCGCCGGGCUUCGGCGCGUACGAUGUGGAUGAUUUCGGGUGGGGAAGGCCGAGCCAGAGGGAGCACCGCCGCUAG
Messenger RNA from Panicum virgatum (switchgrass), 561 nucleotides. RefSeq lists its product as uncharacterized. Bases 1 to 561 code for a protein of 186 amino acids. The record is from RefSeq and is a predicted model, not a curated record. The transcript has 2 exons. Lineage: Eukaryota; Viridiplantae; Streptophyta; Magnoliopsida; Poales; Poaceae.